Salvia miltiorrhiza (redroot sage) is the source of this 1425-nucleotide messenger RNA. Its product is annotated as sphingolipid delta(4)-desaturase DES1-like. The record is from RefSeq and is a predicted model, not a curated record. Gene Ontology annotation, biological process: ceramide biosynthetic process. Gene Ontology annotation, molecular function: sphingolipid delta-4 desaturase activity. Lineage: Eukaryota; Viridiplantae; Streptophyta; Magnoliopsida; Lamiales; Lamiaceae. The transcript is spliced from 2 exons. Gene Ontology annotation, cellular component: membrane. The coding region runs from base 298 to 1281 and encodes 327 amino acids.
GAGCCCAAGUUUAAACAUCAUUUAAAAUUCUCACAAAAUAGAAAGAGACCUAAAUGUGAAUUGCUCAAUUGCUUUAUUAGGAUUAGGAUAUUCAUCCAUCUCAACAAAGAAUGAGCUCCAUGUGCAACUGCAAUGAGGAAUGCUGUUAAUCUCCAAUUUAUCCAUCGCAUCAAGACAAGAAGAUUCACAGACAACGCAAAUCUAGCAGGGACAAAAGUAGAAAAAUACACCCUCGUUUCAUUCAAAUUGAAAAGGCACAAAACAAAUCCCAUCACAAGAAAACUUUGCUAGGAAGGAAUGGGGUUUGAAGGGAAAGAGGGAGUAAUGGCUACUGAUUUUUUCUGGUCCUAUACUGACGAGCCGCAUGCUUCCCGCAGGAGGCAGAUCCUCUCUCAAUAUCCUCAAAUCAAACAAUUGUUUGGUCCUGAUCCCUUCGCUUUCCUUAAGAUUUCUGCAGUUGUGCUGCUUCAGCUAUGGACUGCGACUUUCCUAAACAACGCAUCCUGGGUGAAGAUACUUAUAGUGGCGUAUUUCUUCGGCUCUUUCCUCAACCACAAUCUCUUCUUGGCCAUUCACGAGCUUAGUCACAACCUAGCAUUCUCGACUCCAGUCUACAACCGGUGGCUAGGGAUCUUCGCCAACCUGCCUAUUGGCGUGCCAAUGUCCGUCACUUUCCAAAAGUAUCACCUCGAGCACCAUAGGUACCAAGGGGUGGACGGAGUUGAUAUGGACGUCCCAAGCCUCACAGAAGCCAAAGUAGUGAGGAACACCAUCUCAAAAUCCAUAUGGGUCGUUCUCCAACUAUUCUUCUACGCUUUCCGUCCCCUCUUUCUGAAACCAAAACCUCCCGGCAUAUGGGAGUUCAUUAACCUCACCAUCCAACUGGCCCUUGAUGCAGCCGUUGUUUGCUUCUUUGGCUGGAAAUCCUUGGGUUAUUUGAUCUUGUCGACGUUCGUUGGAGGCGGGAUGCACCCCAUGGCUGGCCACUUCAUCUCAGAACACUACGUGUUCAAUCCGGAUCAAGAAACGUAUUCCUACUAUGGCCCUCUGAACCUGAUGACAUGGAGCGUGGGCUACCACAACGAGCACCACGACUUCCCAAGAAUCCCUGGGAGCAAGCUGCACAAGGUGAGGGAGAUUGCGCCCCAGUUUUAUGAGGAUUUGGAUUCGUAUCAGUCAUGGAGCCAGGUCAUCUACAUGUAUGUCAUGGAUAGGACAGUCGGGCCGUAUAGCCGGAUGAAGAGGAGUCUAUCAAUUUCGGACAAGAACAAGUCUGAAUAGGAAUCCUCGUGAAUUUGUUUCAUUCUAAUUCUUGUAGAGUUUUCAAGAUGUCUACUUACAGAAGAGAUUACUCAGCUUUCGGCAGUUGACUUAUGUAUGACAUUCUUCAUACUUAAUUAUUUGUUGAGCAAGAAUUUUCUUCCC